Molecule: messenger RNA, 1716 nt
Organism: Sesamum indicum (sesame)
Lineage: Eukaryota; Viridiplantae; Streptophyta; Magnoliopsida; Lamiales; Pedaliaceae
Source: RefSeq, a predicted model, not a curated record
UCUAAUACCCGGAAAAAGAUACCAUUUUUAACUGUCAUAAAAAGACAAUACCACCUCUCGCCUCUCAAGACUCUUCCACCUUCCACGCAGCUACCCUCCGCCCCCAAAAACCGACCCCAUCCUUCUUUCUCAUAUUCUCUUCUCUCUGUGCCCGCCUCUCGCCGCCAUCAGCGGCCCACGCUGCAGCAACCACCACCACCCUUUUCCUUUAUAUCUUUCUCUCCCCAUGGUUCCCAUUUCAUUGUCUCUCUUUUCUCCCAACACCAAGAAGGAAGCAGCUCUCAAUCCUCUAUCAGUUUUUGGCUUCAAUUCUUGGAAGAAAGAUAAUUUUGAAUUUUUCACCAUUAAAUCUCGUCUCGCCUCAUAAAAAUCUCAACUUUCUUCAAUCUUGUGCACUUUCACCCUUCACUUCUGCCGAAUUUGAUCAACCUCCGGUGGCUUGAUUUUAGUGAGUGAGUAGGUCUUAUCCGGAAGCUCUCAUCCUAAGCUUUCAGUGGCUGUCAGGAUCAUUGCAUUUCGAUUUUUGUACGACUUUAAGGUUUGACUUGCAAAACUUCUGGGCUUAGGCUGAAGAAUUGAAUUCUGAGCACUAACUUUUGCAGUUGGGCCUAGAAUCUGGUGCUGUACAAGUAGUUGGUUUUACUGGUUUUAUGAAGGAUGUGGGAAGUGAAUCGAGUUUGUCAUUUCUUUAUUAGAUUUUAGUGGAACGGUGUUUUGUGUUAAAGUUCACGUUUAGCUUUGCAGUAUAGAGACUUACUAAGGGUUAGGAGCUUCAGGAGUAUGGACCGCAUGCUAGUAAAAGAAAGAGACACCGUCAUUGAUAUUGAGAGCUGUCUACGUGCAAGCAAAGAAGUAGGAAAUCCUGCCUGUUCAGACGACAAAAGUGGAAAUACAGAUUCCUUCGUUGUGUGUGGUAUGCCGAUGAGUGCACAUGAAAUUGUCAAGGCUGAAAAACUAGUGUGUGUUUCCAGUAAACCAAAAGAUGCUGAUGAGCUUUCUUCGGAAUCAGGAAAGAACAGUAAGAGGGAAAAGCGCAAGGCAAUGAGUGCUAAGAAGCCUCCUAAACCUCCACGGCCUCCAAGAGGGUUGUCACUGGAUGCAGCUGACCAAAAACUGAUCAAAGAGAUUUCCGAACUUGCCAUGAUGAAACGUGCUAGGAUUGAACGAAUGAAGGCUUUGAAGAAAAUGAAAGCAGCAAAGGCAUCAUCGAGCGGAAACCUGAUAGCUAUGUUUUUCACCAUUAUCUUUUGCAUUGUCGUCCUUCUUCAAGGUUGCCACUCCUGGGGAAUUUCUCCUAGGACUAGAUCAGCCACUCCUAUUCCCGGUACACUGGAGCCAAAUGGAGUAGCGGCAGCAGGAAAUAUUGUUGUGGUACAGGACCAGCUGAACUUGUCAGCAAGUGGUGUACCAUUAACCAGCGUUGAAUCUCCCAGUCAAACGGAACUGGUUCCUGGUUCAGAUAGCAAGGGUUAAGCGCGUUAACACCAAGUUCUUUUUUGGAAAGAGGGGUGUGAGACACAUUUUCAUGUUCAUGUGAGUUCAUGCUUGUAACACAGCGUAAUACUGUAUAGGAAGUCUUCAUGGUUUGCUUUGGAGCUUGUUCAGUGCUGGCCACUUUAGACCAGUAAUUUUGCCGACAUACCUUUGUACAGUGAAACUAAAAGCAAAAUUCUUAAUAAAUGUAUUUGCUGCCGAUGCACAGCUGCUAUGGGAUCA